Juglans regia (Persian walnut) is the source of this 1846-nucleotide messenger RNA. Its product is annotated as cytoplasmic tRNA 2-thiolation protein 2-like. Lineage: Eukaryota; Viridiplantae; Streptophyta; Magnoliopsida; Fagales; Juglandaceae. The transcript has 7 exons. Gene Ontology annotation, biological process: tRNA wobble position uridine thiolation. The record is from RefSeq and is a predicted model, not a curated record. Bases 115 to 1500 code for a protein of 461 amino acids. Gene Ontology annotation, molecular function: tRNA binding; sulfurtransferase activity. Gene Ontology annotation, cellular component: cytosol.
UUAACCUCACUAACACGUGCGAAUCCAAUUUCAGACUUCCAGUUCUAGGAGCCAAAAGCACGAAACCCUAGUAGCACCAAUUUCAGAGCUGAGAGCUGCUCAAAGUAAAUACCAAUGGCGUGCAACGCCUCAAGCUGCCAGUCCAAUUGCCAUCGAAACGAAGAACAAGCACAAGAAGAAGAAUUUGGUGGGUCAGCUAAUUCGAUUUCUAAUUACAAUGAUCGGAAUCUGAAUGUUUGCGUCAAGUGCAAGUCCAACGAACCCAUUUCUGGCGGCAACGCCGAAGAUGGGCGCUUUUGCGCUGAUUGCUUCCGAAGUAACCUGUAUGGGAAGUUCAGGCUCGCUGUCAUCUCCAACGCCAUGAUUUGUCCCACUGAUAACGUUCUCGUCGCCUUCUCUGGUGGCUCUUCAUCAAGAGUCGCUCUACAGUUUGUGCAUGAGAUGCAAGAUAAGUCCCAAAAGAAUUUUGAUGCAAGUAGAGAUAGAUCAUUACCGGUGUUUGGUGUUGGAGUUGCUUUUAUUGAUGAACGUGCGAUUUUCCCAGUUUCUUCUCAUGAAAUUGACAAAGCAAUCCAAGACUUCAGAUCGAUUGUGUCUGCUCUAGCCCCACCAAGAAAAGAGUUGCAUGUGGUUCCAAUUGAGAAUAUCUGCUCUUCUAGUUCCAGUGACGGAAGAGACAGAUUGAAGAACUUACUAGAUGCUAUUAGUGAUUCCACUGGAAAAGAAGAUCUUUUGCUGCAUCUACGAAUGUUGUCCUUGCAAAAGAUUGCCUCUGAAAAUGGAUACAACAGGGUCGUUCUAGGAUCAUGCACAUCGAGCAUUGCUUGCCAUGUUAUUUCUGCCAUUGUGAAGGGCCAGGGAUAUUCAUUGCCAGGAGAUAUACAAUAUGUUGAUGCAAGGUGGGAGAUCCCAGUAGUGCUUCCACUCCGUGACUGUCUUACACAGGAGCUCAACAGGCUUUGCCACCUUGAUGGCCUAAAGACUGUGGAGUUGCAUAAAGUUCCUUAUUCUGGAAUAAAUGGCUUGGUAUCAUCAUUUGUGACACUAUUGCAGAAAGAAAAUCCUUCUCGAGAAUGCACAAUUGUGAGAACAGCUGGAAAGCUUACUCCAUUUCAUUUCAACAGUAUUCCAGAGAAAAGUGACUCUAACACCACCUUGGCAACCCAAAGGCGUCUGAAGAAAUAUAAUCUCAAGCCCAAUGAGUCAUUAUCCUCAGAGUCAUUUUGUCCUGUCUGCAAUAGCCCACUGAACAAAUCUGACUUGCUAAGACAGAGCAAUCUUCAGAAUCACCAAACAAGUUCUGAUAUUUUUGGUGCUGCCUGCUGUUCAAGUUGUCGCUUUCAGAUACUUCCAAAGGAUCCCUCAUCGAUGGAGCACUUCUAUACACAUUUACCCCAGCCAUUAGUUGCCCGAGCAAAGCGUGGCGGCUAUGGCAAUCUUAGCUUGCUUCGGGAGCAGAUACAAGAUUGUUUGAUUUCAGACAGUGAAGAUGAAAGUUGAAUUGAGUUACCCAUUAUUAGGGUCCUCAAUUUUCCAAGCAUAUCAUUCAUGAUUUAUUGUUGGGGUGCCAUUACAUAUUGGGCCAGUUUGACAGUUCCACAAAGAGGACCGAACAAUAACUUGGAAGUAAUUUCUGGCGGCUGUCUUAGCUUUUCUACUGUAUAAGAUAAAUGGCUAUCACAGAUUUUGACUAUUGACAACUUAGGAUUUACAAUUUUUUUGCAUUUGCAUUUGAAAUGGAAAGAUGUUACUGGUUGGUUGCAAUGCUUACUAGUUUGCAACCUAUAUCAUCCCUUUGUAAUUGAAAGCGAAUUAUGGUUGUGAAAUGAAAGUAACUUAAGAAAAA